AGCCAGUUAGUUAGCUAGCUAGCUAGAAAAACUGACAACUGUAACGUUAGCUACUAAAACAUGACAACAUGGCACAGAUUUCGUUAUGGAAAGUCUCCCAUGAAAGAUCUCAUCACCUGCAUAUCUAACAAAUGCCAAUGCGAUUACGUCUAGUUAGCUAGUAAGUAGCUAGCUGCCUAGUUUUGCUGACAUGAAUGAAUAGCUAGCUUGUGAAGUUGUCUCUAGCUAGCUGUUCCAACGACAGAAAAUAAAAAUAAAUGCUUUGUCAGCAAAUAACAUACAAUUAUCCAUAGCAGACAAACGGAUGGAUAGUUAGCUAGAUAACUAACGUUAGCUUAUGUUUAUGUCGCCUGUCGUGUCAGUCAGGUAACACUCAUCAUGAGAAUAAACGAAGAUACCUUACUGGAGGGGAAACACGUCGUACUGGUGCCUUACAACGCAGAUCAUGUACCCAGGUACCACCAGUGGAUGGGCUGUCCUGAGCUGCAGCAGCUGACUGCAUCUGAGCCGCUGACUCUGGAGCAGGAGUAUGACAUGCAGAGGAGCUGGAGGGAGGAUGAUGACAAGUGCACCUUCAUCAUCCUGGAUAAACAACGGUGGGCGGACCCUGCCGUACAGGAAGAGCAGUGCAUGGUGGGAGAUGUCAACAUCUUCCUGACGGACCCCAGUGACUCCUCCCUCGCUGAGCUGGAGAUCAUGAUCGCAGAGCCCAGUUACAGAGGCAAAGGCCUGGGAAAAGAGGUCACACGGAUGAUGAUCUGCUACGGGGUGACCAAACUGGGGAUCCGGAAGUUUGAGGCGAAGAUCGGUCUGGACAACAAAGUCAGCAUCGCCAUGUUCAAAAGGUUCCACUUCCACGAGCUGUCAGUGAGCGAGGUGUUCCGGGAGGUCACCCUUGGCAUGACGGUGGACCAGGCGGUGCGGACCCGGCUGCUGGGGGACAUGGCGUUCAUGCAGGAGAGAGAGUACAGGAAGGACCGGGACAGCCGGCAGGAAGUGACGUCGUCACACGCCACCCUGUGAACCACUGCUGCUACAGAUCCGCUACCCUCCUCCUUCCCGAAGUGUGCGUUCAUUCACUCCCCCCUCAUUUAGAAAGCAUUGGAUGGGUGUAAUCAUGGGUUAGACUAGAGGGACUUUAACACAUUUCCUACAUCUGUCCAUUCCUUAUAAAUCCAUAGGGGGAAUGGGCAGUGUACGGGUGCACACUUCGAGGAGAAGAAACAGAAUUUGGCUUUGGUAGAAGAUGCGCUUAGGCACAGAUCUAGGAUCAGCACCCCCUCCCCCAAUCAUAACCAUUAGGGAGGGAAUGUAAGACUGACCCUAGAUCAGCGCUUAGGGGCAACUUCCUCCUGUCAGACGAAGGCAUUCUGGGUACAGUCGAAUACCUGGAAUGGAGAGUUUAAUUGGGCGAAGGACCCCAUGGCCUGUGGCUGCUAUAGGCUACCGUUGAAUGGAACUCUGUGUUGUUUAUACAUGGCCGGGGAAAACUCCAGGCCUCAAAUUUAAUAACCAUAAUAAUAGUUAACGGCUACUCAGUGGGUCUACAAAGGAUUCCCUGAACUCUAUUCACGCUUGCUAUCUAGACUCCGCACAGUAGAUUUUCUGAUGGUGAUACGCCCUGUCAGAAACACUGUUCAUAGAAGUACAGUUUUCACCCAUAUAAUGGGACAAAGUUAUUUGUAUUUUGCUUGGAUAAUAAUGUAUUGUAGAGCUUGUAGUCAGUAGUCAUCUACCUAUUCCAAUCGUGUCAAGUGUCUUACGUCUUUUAUUUUUACAGAAACUUAUAUUUGCCGUCCAAGGUUGUUUGUCAGUGUUUUGUAACUCUACAAAUGUACUAUGUAGAUAUUAAAAUUGCCAAAGUGGUAAGAGGUUUUUUCCCCCAAUUAUA
This is a messenger RNA of Salmo salar (Atlantic salmon), 1891 nucleotides long. NCBI's taxonomy places the organism in Eukaryota, Metazoa, Chordata, Actinopteri, Salmoniformes, Salmonidae. The record is from RefSeq and is a predicted model, not a curated record.